This is a messenger RNA of Austrofundulus limnaeus, 2086 nucleotides long. RefSeq names its product annexin A13 (gene anxa13). The coding region runs from base 120 to 1070 and encodes 316 amino acids. Lineage: Eukaryota; Metazoa; Chordata; Actinopteri; Cyprinodontiformes; Rivulidae. The transcript has 11 exons. Gene Ontology annotation, cellular component: nucleus; cytoplasm; plasma membrane. The record is from RefSeq and is a predicted model, not a curated record. Gene Ontology annotation, molecular function: calcium ion binding; calcium-dependent phospholipid binding; phosphatidylserine binding.
UCUCCGUCGCUUUUCCUUUGCUGGCAGCGUUUUUAUCGGGAGAGGACGAGUUUUCCCUAAAAUCUUCGGACAGCUUUCACCCACAGAGCCUCAGCUGCCGCCGGAUAAACACAGCCGGGAUGGGCAACUGUCAACCUACAGUUUUUCCCUAUGAGGACUUCGAUGUGGUYGCGGACAUCAAGGCCAUCCGCAAAGCCUGCAAAGGGUUUGGGACUGACGAGCAGGCCAUCAUAGACAUCCUGGCGAACCGCAGCGCCUGGCAGCGUCAGCAAAUCAAAACGGCUUAUUUUGAAAAGUACGAUGAUGAGCUGGCGGAUAAGUUAAAGAGCGAACUGUCCGGAAACUUUGAGAAGGCCAUCCUCGCCAUGCUGGACCCGCCGGUCGUCUACGCUGUGAAGGAGCUUAGGAAGGCCAUGAAAGGACCAGGAACGGACGAGGACGUCCUGGUCGAGAUCCUCUGCACGGCCACCAACGCUGACAUUGCUAUGUUCAAGGAAUGCUACUUUCAGGUUCAUGARCGUGAUCUGGAAGCGGAUAUAGAGGGCGAUACGAGUGGGGACGUUAGAAACCUCCUCACAGCUCUCCUGCAGGGGAACAGAGAUGAAAGUUACGAGGUGGACGAGGACCUGGCGGAGCAAGACGCCACUGCCCUGUUUGAGGCUGGCGAGGGCCGCUUUGGGACGGAUGAAUCCACCUUCAGCCACAUCCUGGCCACCAGAAAUUACCUGCAGCUCCAGGUCAUCUUUAAGAUAUACGAGCAGCUUUCUGGAACUGAAAUCCUGGAUGCUAUUGAGAACGAGACRACUGGAACACUGAAAAAGUGCUACAUUGCGCUCGUGAGAGUUGCUAAAAACCCCCAGCUCUACUUCGCCAGGCGUCUGCACGAUGCCAUGAAAGGAGCGGGAACCGACGAGGACACUCUGAUUCGUAUCAUUGUGUGCCGCUCUGAGUUCGACUUGGAGACCAUCAAAGACAUGUACCUGGAGAAGUACGACGUGUCUCUGAAGGAUGCCAUACGGGACGAGUGCAGCGGUGACUUCAAGCGUCUCCUGCUGGCCAUCUGCCACUAGAAGCUGGAGAUGUUUUCUGUCUAACAAACUAACUGCACUCAGUCCCUUUGAGGCAUUAUGUUGGGAGCAGGAGGGCACUGAUGUGAUGGAUUUAUUUACUUGUCCCACGUGUAGCUCGUUUUUUUAUACUUUGUUACUAUAGGGUUCAUAAGUGUAUCUGUCUAACUGCCCUCAGUCCAAUUUUAAACUUCAUUCUGACAAGCUUCACCAGCGUUUAUACGAUCAUAGAUGAUUUUACUGUAAGAAAAGCAACAAGAUUUCUUAGUUUUAGCUAAAAAGACAUACUGAUUUAAUGUCACCCAGGAUGAUGUGACCAAAUGAUUUGAAGCUUGAUGAGAUAAAAUUAUAAAUGUCAGCCGUGUUCUGCCCUCCUUGCUAGUUAUUUGUCUGUUACAGUGCUUUCUGUUUAUCUUUUUCACCCUCCGUGCCCCAAGCUCCAGUUACUCUUCACUGCUGCUACGAUUAAUGCAAUCACUCCACAAGCCUUAAAGUUUUUGCUUUAGAAUGAAGAAAGGCCAGCAGUCGCAUUUUCAGACUGUUAAUGAUGAAGUAUUACAAAGAAUAUGCAAUGGAUUCAAGUGUUUUCACAAAUGAUUCACAAGAGUCUAUAUUUUUAUCAGCUGCUGAAAGUAACUAUAUAUUAUGUUGCCUGUUUUUAUUCUGUUCAUCAAAAACGCUUUGACAAAUCCUACUACAUCUUACCUUAAAUACUUGAUUCGUAUUGUAUUACUAACAGAGGAAAUUAAUAUAUAAUGUUGUAGAGUUGACUGUUAGGCAGCCCAGAGGUUAUGAGUGAAAAUAAAACCUAUAAGUAUUUUUAGGGGACUCCAACAUCACCUUGAUAAUCUGAUGUUUUUUUUUUUUUUCAUCUUUUUAUGGCAGCUUAGAUUUGACCACUUUUUAAAGCUGAACUGAACAGAUACUCAAGCAUUAUCCCCAACCUGAAUGACAAUUGUUUUCCUCUCGCCUGCCAACAGUUUUGAUUGAAGUACUAAUAAAGAUCACUAUAGCAUCCA